Molecule: messenger RNA, 4289 nt
Organism: Bactrocera neohumeralis
Lineage: Eukaryota; Metazoa; Arthropoda; Insecta; Diptera; Tephritidae
Gene: Cpr50Ca
Exons: 4
Coding region: 1-3159 (1052 amino acids)
Cellular component (GO): extracellular matrix
Source: RefSeq, a predicted model, not a curated record
AUGUAUACGAAAAUGCUGCCGACUCGCAGGUUGGUGGCACUUGUUGCUGCCACCUUCACCUUGGUUGUGCUGACGUCCACUGCUGCACUGGAACUGAGAACUCCCGAUUUGGAAGCUUUUGCUAACUAUGAUGACAUGCGUCGUUACAUUGCUUCACGCAAUCAGCGCUCCAUGCGUUACAUAGAUAAUCCAACAGAAGACACUUACCUUAAAGCCUAUAAUGACCAUCAUGAAUUCAAUUCACGCCAACGUCUACGACGGGCGACGAAAGCUGAGCAAGCACGGAAAUUGCCCACUGAGCCACAGCUGGUGAAAUUUGAAAUUAGCGAUGCGCUUGAGCCCAGUCCCGAGGUAAAGGAACUCAUACGGCAGCAUCGCAGUCGAGAGGAAAAGCCAACAACUGCGACAAGUACAACCAAUGCGGAUGAGAAAAAUACGACAACUUCGACAAAAGAGUCACUGAAAGCGAGAACUAAGGUAACCACAGCAGCUCCGAAACGUUCUUCACGAGGUGCACGUGCAAGGAUUACGCCCAACAAACGUGCGAAACGCGCAGCACCUAAUACACCAGCAAAUCGCCAGUCAUUCAAUUUUCAAGUAAAACUAAUACCUUUCGAUAUUUCCGAGGCACGUGAGCCCGAUGAGCAAACGAAGGCACUGAUAAGACGCAUGCGUAAUCUAGAGCUACAAAAGUUAAGUAACAAUGCCGCUGUCAGCACUGUAGCACCAACAGUGAUACGUGUGCAUCGGAAUGCGCCCGCAACAGGUAUUGUAACCGCGCCGCUGCCAACCUUUAAUCCGGGAAAAUACUAUCGGCCAAAAACUGGCAAGCUCUUCAUGAAGCGUAAGGGCAAACGCGUCAAGCGCUCGGCUCCGCAGAUGAUACGCUUCGAGUUAGAGGAUGCGCGUGAGCCGAACGGAGCUAUAUUCGAACAAUUACGUUUGGUUAGACAAAGUCGCAAAGAUGCUAAAGCUAAGGAUCAACAAAACACUAACGAAGGGAGUUAUGCUGUUAUUAAUAAGCGAGAAGCCCGUAUGGAUACAAAGAAAGCCCAGCCCGCUGAGCUGCCUGUUAAGGAGGACGUUGACGAAGGCGACAAUGAUCAGAGCAAUGGCGAGAGCAAGCGCACAUUUGUCUAUAAGGAAGCACCCAUCGUGAAGGCAAAAAAGUCUAUUAGUUCGUUGCCCGUGGAGGUGCAAAAGAUCAUCACACAUCUGAUGAAAGAUCAUGGCGCUGGUGGUGGUGGUGCCGUUGGUGGUGGCAAAGCUUAUGUGAAAUACAUACCAGCACAUAUGGUCGACUAUCGUCAAUUGAAAUCGCUUUAUGGUGCGAAGCUCGCCUUACCGCCGACCUACAGCCUUGGUAGUGGUGGCAGUAAACUAUCCCCCGCAUCCUAUAUAAAAUACAUACCACCACAUCAGAAGGGUGAACAAUUACAGGUGCAAAUCCACCCAGUGCCGGUUGUUGAAAAGAUCCGUUACAUAUAUACGCCUGUCGCCGCCGCACCGGUCAAUCAUGGUUAUGAUGCUAACGCACAUGCAGCGGUGACUGCAGAGGAACAAGCGGCAGCACGCGCUGCUGCUACUCACGCGGUACAGGCGGCCUAUGCUGGUCAAAAUGUACAUGCAGUGGCCGAAGCUCAAGCUGCUCAGGCAGCUCAUGCCGCCCAUGCAGCUCAAGCUCAACAUGGCGUGGGAGUCGCACACAUCGCUGAAAACUACGGAGCUAAAGCUAGUGCAGAGGAGGGAGGCGCCGAAGAUGGCGAACAAGAAGGCGGUGGUGUCGCACAUCCCAUUGUAGUACAGGAAAAUGCCGGCGCUGGUCAUCAAGGGCUUCAAGCAGCACCGGUCGCAGUACACCACACUUAUGCAGCCGAUGUGUCGCAUGCAUUGCAGGAAGAAGUACCCGCGACGGUCGCUAUCAAAGCUAUACACUUUCGACCCUCGAAGCCCGAUCCUCUACUUAACGAGAAUAAACUGACAGAAGCCGCUGUUGGCGAAGCAGGCGGAUAUGGUGAUAGUCAUGUUAGCUAUGGCGGCGUUCAUGGUGGCAACGGAGGUGGUGAACAACAAAUUAUAGCGGUAUAUGCAGCUGCUCACGCAGGCGGUGGACAAACAGCUGGCGGUCAUGCCGAAGUGGCCCCUCAAUACGUCGAAAACUAUAAAUAUGAAGUAGGUCAAGCGGCAGCACAGCCACAGAAAGAAGCCGAAGUACCGCUGGUAAAAAUCGAGUAUCAUGGUCCGGCGGAUGAUAUUAAACAGAAUUUCAAAGAGCUGCCCGAAUUCAAGCAACUCUCCACAUUAGUCGGCAAGUCAACCGAAGAUCAAAUCCAUGGUCUAACCUAUCUCUUGGCCAAAGAGAUGCAGAACAAACUGAAGUUGCAGCGUAAAAAGCUAUACAUUGCAGCUGGUCCCGGUGCACACACCAAUACCGCACCCAUAGUUUUCCCGCACGAACAGCAACAAGUAGGCGAACUGAAGCAACAACAAGUACAAGCUAAUGCUGGCGGUAUUCAUGGACGUCUAAUCGGUAUGGCCAAGUCCAAAGAAUAUAUACCAAUUGUGGAACACGGUCCUGUGGCCGAACAAAAAGCAGCUUCUGGCGCUGGUGGUGGUGCUGAAGGUGGCGGCCAUGGUCCGGUGCAGCAUAUUGCCAUUCCUGCACCGAAGCAAUACGUAGCCAUUAAAGUCGAACCAAAAGCCCCACUGCCGAACUCAUUUGUAGAGUAUGGGCUCUCGCCAAAUUAUCAGGGCAUCAAAGGCGCUGAAGCUGGCGCAGGUGCUGAGGCUGGGCAGAAAACCAAGUUAUUAGUGGAACAAGUAAUACAUCAUCCGAGAUUGCAGUAUAAAGGUAGCGCUGGAGCUGAGCAUGCGAAGGCAAUUGUGGCUGAAGCUAAGCAACAUGGCAACGGUGCAUCUAGUGAGCAGAGCCUGAGCUAUGGUGAUGAGCUGCAAUACGCCGCAAAGUAUGCAUUCGGCUAUCGCAUACGUGAUUUUAAUACCGGCAAUGAUUUUGGCCACAAACAGAAUCGUGAUUUGGAUGGUGUGACGCGCGGUCAAUAUCACAUUUUAUUGCCGGACGGACGCAUACAGAAUGUCAUUUAUCAUGCAGACGAUACGGGAUUCCAUGCGGAUGUCAGCUUCGAGACGGGACACUGAGUCGGCUGCGCGCCAAACGCCCAACAGUCACACACGCACACACACACACAUACAAACAAACAAGCAAGCAACCCAGUCAAUUUAAGCCAAUUUCAGCACUAUGAAAGCCAAAAAUAUAGGGUGUGAAGUUAGAGCGCGGCGAUGCGGUGUCGAGCAAUCGGAAUACGUAUAAAAGUUGGUAAACAAAAAAGCAGCGAUUUUCCAAAGAAAAAAUCAGAAUUUGGUUGCAGUGGUGUCAACAACGCCAGCUGCAACAACAAGCACAACAACAGCACACAGUGGCCACAAAAACGGCGCCACAACAUUCACUGAUUGGCAUCGCGGUUUCACGGCUCAAUUCGAUUGCGUUUGCGUGUCGGCCAGCUACAACAACACGUAUGUAUGUGUGUGUGUGUGGCUUAUUAUUUACUUUUUCUUGCAGCCACAUAAUAUUAUUGCAAUUCAGCCGGGUGCCAACAAUGCAAUAAUUUGGCAUCGAUACUUAGUGCUAAUAUUAGUGUUUUGUUUAAAGGCGCUCAGUCAUUGAUUUUGAACAAAAUUUCGAUUCUGCUGUUUUUAUUGUUUUUGUUUAAUAUUAUUGUUAUAUGUAGCUGGAAAAGAAUUAUAUUUAUAGUACAUGUUUAUUAGAGGGGGUCGAUUUACAGGAAGCAGGAACAGGAAAAUUGAGUAGGUGAGAAAUAUUCUAAUGUUCAUUGGGAACAAAUUUGCCUAAGAGACUACGGGGCUAAAGCUGCUUUCGAGUCAGCGAUUUUUAAGACGAGCUUUUUAGGGAUUAUACAAAUUUGUUCGUCAGUUUUUGAGAUAUCCGAAUGAAAUUAAGUACGCAGGUGCAUUUUGAUAUUCUAUUGAUCAUUUGUACAAAUCGGCCAGAUCGCACAACUAUAUCACAUAUCACCCGUACAACUGAUUAUUCAGAUUUUUUACACUUCACCUUAAAAAUUUGUGGGUCGAGACCGGUUUUAGACCCAGAGUUUCUUAGGCAAAAUUGUUCAGAAUGGUCCGUACACCUUUUCCUGAAUACGCGAUUUUAUAGAAAAAAUCGACCCGCUCUAAAGUGUAAAUUUGCGUAAUUUAAGUAUUUUUUUUAAUUUGAUUUAAUUGUUAUGAAAUUUGCAGAGAAUAAAAUUUUU